Dipodomys spectabilis (banner-tailed kangaroo rat) is the source of this 1197-nucleotide messenger RNA. RefSeq names its product NK1 homeobox 1 (gene Nkx1-1). Gene Ontology annotation, biological process: cell differentiation; regulation of transcription by RNA polymerase II. The record is from RefSeq and is a predicted model, not a curated record. The transcript is spliced from 2 exons. Gene Ontology annotation, molecular function: RNA polymerase II cis-regulatory region sequence-specific DNA binding; DNA-binding transcription factor activity, RNA polymerase II-specific. Gene Ontology annotation, cellular component: nucleus. Bases 1 to 1197 code for a protein of 398 amino acids. NCBI's taxonomy places the organism in Eukaryota, Metazoa, Chordata, Mammalia, Rodentia, Heteromyidae.
AUGAGCGCCAGCGGCCCGGCGGCUCCCGCGGACGGGCCCGCGCCGCCGCCGCCGCCCGGCCCGGGGCCCGCGCCCGCCGCGCCCGCCGCCGCAGCUCGGGACGCCAUGGACGGGCGCGCCGACCUCCCCGCGUUCCCCCGGGCCGGGGCCCCGCCGCUCGCGGCCGGCGACACGGCGCCCGCGGCGCCCGAGGGUGCGGGCGCGGCCCGGCCCGCCGCGCCCCCGCGCCCCACCUCCUUCUCGGUGCUGGACAUCCUGGACCCCAAUAAGUUCAACAGCAGAAGGCGCCGCUGCGUGCUGCCGGGCCCCGCGGGCCCCGCCGCGUGCGCCCCGUGCGCCCCGGGACGCCCGCCGCGCGCGGAGGAGCCGGAGCGCCGCAGCCUCGCCGCCGCGGGAGCCGAGCCGCAGAGUACCGCCGACCCCUACAAGGCCGACGAGGCCGAAGCCAAUGGCUACAGCAGCGGCGGCGGCCACAGCCCGAGCGCGGACAGCGGGGACGACGCGCCCGAGGAGGAGGACGAGGCGCCGGCGCGGGGCGCGGAGGCGGCGGCCGGCGGAGACGGCGGCCCCGGCGCCCGCGGGUCGGGCUGCGCCGGGACGGCGGAGGCGGAGGCGGCCCCGGCCGGCGAGGGGGCCGCGGGCGCGCGGGGCGGCCCCGGGACGGCGGCGGGGGGCGCGGCGGGCGCGCCGGCCAAGCCCAAGCGCAAGCGCGCGGGCUCCGACUCCAAGUCCGGGAAGCCGCGGCGCGCGCGCACCGCCUUCACCUAUGAGCAGCUCGUGGCGCUGGAGAACAAGUUCAAGGCCACGCGCUACCUGUCGGUGUGCGAGCGCCUCAACCUGGCGCUGUCGCUCAGCCUCACCGAGACGCAGGUGAAGAUCUGGUUCCAGAACCGCCGCACCAAGUGGAAGAAGCAGAACCCGGGCGCGGACACCAGCGCGCCCGCGGGCGGCGGCGGCGCGGGGCCCGGCCCGGGCCCGGGCGCGGGGCUGGCGGGCGGCCUGAGCCCGCUGAGCCCCUCGCCGCCCGUGGGCGCGCCGCUCGCCGUGCACGGCCCCGCGGGGUACCCGGCGCACGGCCCCGGCGGGCUCGUGUGCGCCGCGCAGCUGCCCUUCCUGCCCGGCCCCGCCGUGCUGUCGCCCUUCGUGCUGGGCUCGCAGCCCUACGGCGCGCCCGCCUUCUACGCCCCGCACCUCUGA